AUGGAGAAUGAAUGGUACAUCCCAGCCGCGGUGUCUCCUGGGAGAUCUGCCGGCCCGACCCGUGCGAAGAUCAGUUGUAGAACAGUCGGCGGCCGGACGUGCCACAGCACCACAACCACACACAUGUACAGCAACACCGCUUCACAACGGUCCGUGCACAACAUGGAACUGGCCAUGGCCGGACCACAUCAAUCUCGUAGCCACUCCAUCGGUUGCGGCUCCCUUCGGCUGGUGAUUUUUGAGAUCGUGCAGUGGGUUACCCUGUUCAUCCCGACUAUCCUGACAGCGCACCAGCUUGUACAGAACCUCGGGACCAGGGAGGGAGUCCUCCCGAGCCUGGCUGGCGCGCAAGUCGGCACCUUCUGGUGGAUUUUCGGCUGCGCGUCCAUCGGAGUUUCGCUUUUCGUGUACUUCCCGACAAAAUACAUGGUGCACAGGAGACUGGACCCCAGGAAACAGGCGUGGCGCCCCGCCGUGCUGCUGUAUAACGUGUUCUGCGGAGGGCCGUGUUUCGCCUUCAUUCUACUCGGCACUAAAAUUUUCCGUGAGGCCCGUCUGCAGGAGGAUGUGAGGUCCCGGAUGUAUGACGAGGCCGUGUAUUUCGCGGCUCCUGUUAUCGUGUUCGGCCUAAUACUGACGGAGUGGUUCUGCAAAGGUCGGGAGGACCUCGCGUCCAACGUACGAGCGGAGGCGAUGAUCCACGACUUCCUGACGGUUUACGACAUGCUGGAACUGUUGGCCGCCGGUCGGGACUCGGUCGUGUACGAGUCGUACUGGAUCUACGCUGUGUACGGCGUCGCGUUCGUCUCCAUGUUCAAGUUCGUGCUGAGAGCGCCUUCCUGUGAUUACACCCACCUCGCUAAACCCUACUUGUUAGCGAACUUGGGUUUACACGAAGUGCCGUACUGUGUACUGAGGAUAGCACUUAUCGCGCUGUUUGGACUCAAGCAGGGGAAACUUAUUUAUCCUCUGAAGAACUUCUUAGCGAUUGUGUUCCGCAUGUACCAGCUACACGACCCUACGGACUUCUGAAAGGGAGAGUGAUGUGUGAAAGUGAGAGUGGACUCCUCUGAAGACGCACCAAGGAGGGAGGGGUGAAAGUGGAACAAAAAUGUGGAAACUUUCAGUGAAGCGAUCGGACUGACUUCUUUUACUAAUAAACAAAGAGGAGACGAGUUUAUUUUUAUAGAAGCAGCAGAGACGUCGCCCCGACAUGACUAAAGAACAGACUUGAUGGGCUGUUCCAAGACCGACCUUGGAUGUGAAAGAACUUAGUAGUACAUGUACAAUGUAUUAUCAAUUAGCCAAUAGCCUGGGUGCCAGACUGUUGCCAGGGUCAACAUGUCCCAAAGGAAAUUUACCAAUGACAAACCCCAUGGUCUAUUACUAGUAACAGGGGCAUCCAGGCUAGCUUUCAUCCCUUGAAAUGGCUUCCAAACUUCCAAACUCUUCCGUUGACAGACACA
Molecule: messenger RNA, 1466 nt
Organism: Branchiostoma belcheri (Belcher's lancelet)
Lineage: Eukaryota; Metazoa; Chordata; Leptocardii; Amphioxiformes; Branchiostomatidae
Exons: 5
Coding region: 1-1032 (343 amino acids)
Source: RefSeq, a predicted model, not a curated record